AGGCUGGUGGGCGGCUCGGGACGCUGCUCAGGACGCGUAGAGGUCCUCCACCGGGAGGCCUGGGGCACCGUGUGUGAUGACCUCUGGGACCUGAACGAAGCCGAGGUCGUGUGCCGACAGCUGGGAUGUGGACGGGCUGUGUCCGCCCUGGGGAAGGCCCACUUCGGCCCGGGCUCUGGAAACAUCUUCCUGGACAACCUGCAGUGUUCCGGGGUAGAGCGCUACCUGGGCCAGUGUGCCCACUCGGGCUGGUCGGAGCACAACUGUGGCCACCACGAGGACGCCGGCGUCAUCUGCUCAG
Lontra canadensis (Northern American river otter) is the source of this 301-nucleotide messenger RNA. RefSeq names its product putative DMBT1-like protein. NCBI's taxonomy places the organism in Eukaryota, Metazoa, Chordata, Mammalia, Carnivora, Mustelidae. The annotation marks the transcript as partial. The record is from RefSeq and is a predicted model, not a curated record. Gene Ontology annotation, cellular component: membrane. The transcript has a single exon.